Radiomyces spectabilis is the source of this 1132-nucleotide messenger RNA. RefSeq lists its product as uncharacterized. The transcript is spliced from 7 exons. The coding region runs from base 235 to 1038 and encodes 267 amino acids. Gene Ontology annotation, cellular component: cytoplasm. NCBI's taxonomy places the organism in Eukaryota, Fungi, Mucoromycota, Mucoromycetes, Mucorales, Radiomycetaceae. The record is from RefSeq and is a predicted model, not a curated record. Gene Ontology annotation, molecular function: zinc ion binding.
GAGCGUGGAUCCUCUUUGGAUCCUCUUACGUGCUGGGAUCACCGCCAAAAAAUCUGUCAAUGAAUUUUUUGGAAUAUUUGUCCAUUCAGUUCAUAAACCGAAGUCUCGGGUACCCAGCAGAAGUGGCAAGCACAGCAUGGAAUUACCUCACGUUGGCAACCACUGUAGCUUAAAGAACUGUGCUGCUUUAGGAAAGUCCUCUGUCAGACAACGCAGUUUCAUUGAGUGGUGCUAAUGAAUAAAAUAGACUUUUUGCCGGUUGUGUGCAUUUACUGUAACAAGGUGUUCUGCGGUGAUCAUCGCUUGCCCUUUGAUCAUGAUUGCAGAGAAUAUUCUCUUCAUGACAGAGAAGCGAUUCAAUGUCCUCAAUGUCAAAAGUUCUUGAGAACACCUUCCGUUGACACCCAAAAGACGAACGCCGAACAGAUAGUGGAAGAACAUUUAAAAUCGAGAUGUGUCCUGCAUUGUAUAUUAACAGAAACAAAGGACCCAAAGUUUCGGUGUUCGGUGAGCGGCUGUAAUCAUAAAGAAUCCGUGGUGGGGAAAGUGCAUUGCGAUAAAUGCGAUCAUGAUUUUUGUGUCAAACAUCGGCAUCCAUUGUCGCAUCAAUGUAUUUCCUUGAAUGCGGAUGAGGAGAGAAAAGUUCAGCGACGAGAAGCAGCUCAAGAAAAGCUUGCAAAAACCUUUAAACCACCACCUUCAUCCCCAGUGACGCAGCGAAAAGCCAACCGUGAUACAGCACAAAAGAAAAAUACAAUGGUGGAAAUGAUGAAAAUCAAAGCAAAAGCAAAAGGGUUGACAUCAGUCCCGCUCAAUUCUCGCAUCUACUUAUAUGUUCAUUUCCCUAAAGAAACCCAUACCGAACCACAGCCAAUGUUCUUUGACAAGUUGGCAAAACACUGGACAUGCUCGCUGAUCAUUGUGGCAUCAAGAACAAAAACCAUCAAGUGCCCUUGGACGAUUCAGAGCGUCUGGGAAUAUAUCGCUAUCCCGAACACACGGUGUUGGAAAUGGGCGCCAAGCUUGACUCUGCAUUGAGCAGUCUAGACACCAUUGCGCUAGCAAGAAAAGAUGAAAUAACGGAGGGCAACUAAGCAAAUAUCAUGAGAUAAAAUGGUCAUUAUGCUGCAUU